Messenger RNA from Uloborus diversus, 1470 nucleotides. Its product is annotated as zinc finger protein 239-like. Lineage: Eukaryota; Metazoa; Arthropoda; Arachnida; Araneae; Uloboridae. The record is from RefSeq and is a predicted model, not a curated record. The transcript has a single exon. Gene Ontology annotation, molecular function: RNA polymerase II cis-regulatory region sequence-specific DNA binding; DNA-binding transcription factor activity. Bases 565 to 1392 code for a protein of 275 amino acids. Gene Ontology annotation, biological process: regulation of transcription by RNA polymerase II.
UCCCCGACAGCAUGUUCACAGACAUAAGGUUCAAUCCAUGACUCUUUGUUUUCGAAACUGUAAAUAUAGCGUUAAAACUGAAAAGUGAUGCAGAACUGUUUGAUAAUGAGCAGAUGUUAUUGAUAAAAGAGUAUGCACAUGUACUCAUUAUACCUCUUAAAAAAUCAAGUUUGUCUCAAUUUUUCGACAAAAUCUUCACAGUUUAAUUAUCAAAUCAAAAUAUGGCAACGUACCCGGCACUUCAAGAAAUUGAAGGAAGAAGACAAAUUCUGACUCUUAUUUAAAAGAACUUGCCUUCUGUGAUUAAUUUCUAAGGUUACGUACUAUUUAUAGCUUAAUUUACGAAUUAAGUUGCAGGACAUUGUCUAUGAAGGAGCUUCGUUAACAGUUUUUACACCUACGAAUGUGGCUUUUUAUUUUAUUAUUUUUUUUAAUACUGUUACACUCUUGUGGUUUCUGACCUAUUUUAAAAGUAUGAAGACUGGAGGAACUUUUAGGAAUCUAUCUUUGUAAAAUGCAUCAUCUUGUCAAUUUUAUUGACGACCACUUUCAUAUUCUUUUGCAAUGGCAUAUCCGUUGGAGAUCCAUCAUGGUUCUAAACAAAAUUAUUCGUGCGAACUCUGUCCAAAGGUAUUUUCCUAUGCCUCACAUUUAAAGAGACAUCUGAGAGUCCAUACUGACGAGAAACCACAUGCCUGUGAACAUUGCUCAAAGUCAUUUUUCAACGCUUCAGAUUUAAAGAGACAUCUGAGAAUCAUUAAGGGAGAGAAACCUUAUUCCUGUGAACAUUGCUCAAAGUCAUUUUUCAACACCACAGAUUUAAACAGACAUCUGAGAACCCAUACCGGGAAGAAACCAUAUUCCUGUGAACUUUGCUCAAAGGCAUUUUCUGAGGCUUCACAAUUGGAGACGCACCUGAGAAUCCAUUCUGGAGAGAAACCGUAUUCGUGUGAACAUUGCUCAAAAGCGUUUCCCAGCGCUUCAUAUUUGAAGACGCAUAUGAGGAUUCACUCGAGUAAGAAACCUUAUUCGUGCGAACAUUGCUCAAAGGCAUUCAAACAUGCUUCAAAUUUAAAAGUGCAUCUGAGAGUUCACACGGGCGAGAAGCCGUAUCCAUGUGCACGUUGCUCAAAGGCGUUUUCCACCGCUUCACAUUUAAAGGCUCAUCUGAGAAUCCAUACCGGCGAGAAACCAUAUUCCUGUGAUCAUUGCUCAAAGGCGUUUUCUGCUGCUUCUAGUUUAAAGAUUCAUCUGACAACCCAUGCUGGAGAGAAACCUUUUCCCUGUGAACAUUGUUCAAAAACAUUUUCCACAUCGUCAAAUUUAACGAAACAUCUGAAAACCCAUUCCGUCGAGAAACCGUUUUUCUGUGAACCGGUGGAGAAGCAUUAAAGCAUUAUACAGGGCGUCCAGCAAAGGACUCCCUGGUUUCAAAAUUAAAUAUCUCGAAGUCAAAGGACGAUAUUGGAA